This is a messenger RNA of Cimex lectularius (bed bug), 1745 nucleotides long. RefSeq names its product tRNA dimethylallyltransferase. NCBI's taxonomy places the organism in Eukaryota, Metazoa, Arthropoda, Insecta, Hemiptera, Cimicidae. The transcript is spliced from 10 exons. Gene Ontology annotation, cellular component: mitochondrion. Bases 66 to 1679 code for a protein of 537 amino acids. Gene Ontology annotation, biological process: tRNA modification. The record is from RefSeq and is a predicted model, not a curated record. Gene Ontology annotation, molecular function: nucleic acid binding; zinc ion binding; tRNA dimethylallyltransferase activity.
CCCUCGCGGGUAGGUUCGAUCCUGCUCAAAAUGGUGAGUCAAGUCCGUCCGGUGUUCGAGUCGCGAUGUGUAGCAAAGUGCCCGUCGUUGUGAUUCUUGGUGCCACGGGAACUGGGAAGUCAAAACUGAGCAUCGAGAUCGCCAGGAUGUUCCGAGGCGAAGUCAUAAGCGCGGAUUCUAUGCAGGUGUACAAAGGGCUCGAUAUCAUCACGAACAAGGUGACGAGGGAAGAAAGACAGAUGGCACCUCACCACCUCAUCGACUUUUUAAGCCCGGUGGAAAAGUACAAAGUCGUCGACUUCAGGGACAAGGCCCUGCCGAUUAUAGAACGUCUCAGGUCCGAAGGGAAGCUGCCGAUAGUCGUCGGAGGGACGCAUUACUACAUCGAGUCACUACUCUGGAAAGUCCUCAUGGAUGGGCUGCCUUCCGAUGCUGACAAAGUCACCUUGGAGAUAUGCCUCCAGGACAUUCAGGAUUGGUCGGCCUACUGCGAUUCCAUCUUGUCAAAGUGUCUUGAAUCUGGCGUGGAGUUUCCGGAAAACGAGCUUAGCAAAUAUGAAAGGUCGAUGAACACUCUAUUCUCCGAUGUUAAGUCCCGAUUUCCAGACGAGAAGAAACUCGGGUUCGAUAAGCUCUGGGCCUUGAUAGACGGAUUGACGACAGACGAGAAGAUCAAAGAAAGGGAGGAAAGUUUUGAAAAAUGCCUCUCGCUCAUUCGCGCCGUCGUGUCGAACGUUUUGCACACCGUCGGCCCCCAGUUGGAUCUUCAACCGGAGCGUGAAAUUGAAAAUUUGGUCGAUUCAGGGAGCGCCAAACUCCACGAGAAACUCAAAAAAUUGGAUCCUGAAAUGGCCAAUUCUCUGCAUCCGAACAACAAGAGGAAGAUAAUAAGAUCACUCCAGGUCCUAGCACAGCAGGGCAGGAAGUUUUCUGACAUCCUUCAGGAACAGCAAAACUCCGGAGGGUCCUACUUGGGCGGACCGCUUAGAUUCAAAGACGCCAUCAUGCUAUGGAUUCAGUGUCAAGAGGAUGUACUGAAUAAGCGGCUGGACGAAAGGGUGGACGACAUGGUGUCCAGAGGGCUUCUGAAGGAGUUGGUUGAUUUCCACGAGACGUACAACAGGACGAGGAUCGACGACAUGGAUACAUCGACUGCUUAUACACAAGGAAUAUUCCAAUCAAUUGGCUUCAAAGAGUUUCAUGAAUAUUUGAUUCUGCCUGCUGAAGAAAAGGACACACCAAAGGGGCAGACACUCAUCGAAGAGGGAAUCUCGGCGCUGAAGACUGUCACGAGGCGAUACGCCAGGAGGCAAAAGAAAUGGAUCAACAAUCGCUUCUUAAAAGCAGCCGGAAGACAGGUGCCACCAGUGUAUGCCCUGGAUGCAACGGAUCUUUCGAAAUGGGACGAACGUGUCUUCAGACCGGCUGAAGCGAUCCUCAGGAAGUCUCUCAACCCACAAUCCGACAUCCAAGCACCUGAACCGCUUGCAAGGGUGGUUGAAAAUACAAAAAUUGACAUUCGAGUUCUUAAAGGAGAUCACUUCUGCGAUAUCUGUCAAAGGAUAUUCAUAGGUCAACUACAAUGGGAAAGUCACAUGAUGUCCAAAAAACACCAAAAAAUGGUUAAAAAAAGAGAGCAAGAACGAUCGGAAGAAGUUCACAAACGAUCCAAAGAAUAAAACUUGCAAAUAUUUGUAUAUCCUCUUGUUUUUAUAUGCUAAGUUACCUAAUUGUACAUAAAUUUU